AUGCUGCUCGCCGUCCGGCAGCCAGCUCCUUAUGCAAAUGGGGCAGAAUGGAAUGCGAUUGACUGGUCGCGACAAUUGGUCUGCAGGCUCUAUGUAGUGGAUCUGAACGGCGGCCAACGCCGUAAGCUCAUCCAGGUGAAGAACAUAGGUGACACCGCGCUGUUUCUCAGCCGCGACCGAUGCCUGUCAGUCUCAGCCAGGGACCUCCCUUCCUUGAGCAGCAACUCCAUUUACCUCAGUCUACCAUCAGACCCCAUUGUGGCGCAUUCGCUGGGCACUGGUUUGUCCGAGCGAUUGGCAGACUCCUGCCAGAUACACGACAGGACAGAGAGGAUCCGCCCCUCUGUGCAUCCCUUCACCAUUGUUGAUCAUCUUAUCACGUACUGCAAUCCUCGCGUGUGGAGUAAAGGGCUCAUGUUCCACGAGUACCACUAUAUACCUCAAUCUUUCGAGGAAUUGAUCAAGAAAAUAAGGGCACAAGAGAGGGAACUGCGGAUUCCACGCGCUGUGCAUUCGUGCUGA
Molecule: messenger RNA, 522 nt
Organism: Triticum turgidum subsp. durum (durum wheat)
Lineage: Eukaryota; Viridiplantae; Streptophyta; Magnoliopsida; Poales; Poaceae
Source: the annotation of a GenBank genome assembly